Messenger RNA from Symbiodinium necroappetens, 328 nucleotides. The record is from the annotation of a GenBank genome assembly. Lineage: Eukaryota; Dinophyceae; Suessiales; Symbiodiniaceae.
AUGAAGUUUACGACUGAGGAGGCUGCAGGAGUUCUGGAUAGGGAGAGGGAGAUGUGGGCUCUUCGAAGCAAGCCAGUGCUAGACAGCCAUGCGCUAUCACAAGAUUUUGACGGAUGCCGCAGCAUCAGCGGAAGCAACUGCACAGGACCAUCGCGAGCUUCAGGAGUGGCUGAAGCACAUCCGCAAGAAAGUCCGCGCUGCCCAGCUUCCUGGGGGGCGCGAGGAGGUGAAAGAGGUGCUGACCCAGGUGCUGGGUGGCUGGGAGAAGGAGGAUCCUAUGACGUCCUUGAUGCUGGAGAACCGCGAAAAGUAUUUGGCGGCACUGCAG